Messenger RNA from Schistosoma rodhaini, 4955 nucleotides. The record is from the annotation of a GenBank genome assembly. NCBI's taxonomy places the organism in Eukaryota, Metazoa, Platyhelminthes, Trematoda, Strigeidida, Schistosomatidae.
UCUUCUUCUUCUUCUUCUUCUUCAAAAAAGAGCUCAUUCAAAGUUUACUUAAGUAAAUAAACAAAUAAUCCAUGCAUCAGUCUAUAUCAAGUUCAUUCGAUUCUGAUGAUAACAAUAUAGUAAUGAAUAGUAGAAGUGUUGACAGUAAUAAUAAUAAUAAUAAUGCUAUUAUAAAUGAUAAUAUCAUUCGUAAACUAAAAGUAACUAACUCCACAACCGGUUAUGAUGUAAUGGUCAAUCAUAAUUUGAAAAGAUCAUGUAAUUCCAUAAAGAAAAUAUUUCAUCGAAGAAUCAUUUCGACAUCAUUUUCUGAAACAACUAAUAAUAAUGUACAUUGGAAUAAAUUAUCGGAUGAUGAUGAUGAUAAUGAUGGUUCAUCAGCUAUCACAUCAAGAUUAACAAGUAAUAAAUCAUCACAUAUAUCUUUUGAAAAUUUAUCAGGAAAUUCCACAAUACCAUUGACAUCACUUGUUACAAGUGACAUGAUGACAACGACAAUAUCAACUACAAUGUCAUUUGGAAAAAUGACAAAUGAUGUGAAAAUAAGAAAUAAACCAACAUCAACUGAUUUAUUAAAUGUACAAAGAAAAUUGCAAAGGCAAUGGGCUACAUGUAGUUCAUUAUAUAACAAUAAUAAUUCUAAUAAUAUUUACCAAACAACUAAUAGUACAGGACUAUAUGAUCUAAAUUCAAUAAUUUCAAAUCGUAGAUCUGGAACAACAAAAAGAAAAAAUAAAUCUCGUUGGUUAUUUUUAUGGCGUCAAUCUGUUGAUCAUGGGAUCGAUUCUACAACAAACUGGUCGAAUAAAACAAGGGUUGAUAUGAGAAGAAGAUUAUUUAGGAAGCUUGGAUACAAAUCGGCAAAUGAAAUGUAUUUAUCAGAAAAUACCUCAUUAACAAGUGAAUCUAAUGGAUAUAUAAAUAAUGCAGGAAGAUUUCGUUCAGAAGUUAAUGUAAUUCCUAAUAGAAAAGUCAAAGAAUCAUCACCUAAUUAUCUUAAUUCAAUAUCAUUUGAUUUAUCAUUAAAAGUGAAAGAUUCACCAAUAUCAUUAUCAAAAAAUCAUUUAUCCAUUGAAAAUUUUGAAAAUACAAAUGAUGAUGAUGAUGAUAGUGUUAAAAAUUAUGAUUGUUUAUCUAUAUCUGAUGAAUUACGAUCAAAUGAAGGCGUACUUAAUCUUCAUCCAAGUGGUUUUAGUGAUACUCAACUUAUUGAUCAUUUCAGGGAUAGAUUACUUACAACAUCAUCACGAAUACAACAAAGUCAAAGAUCAUUACAACAAUCCUCAUAUGAAACUGGAUUAAAUCAGUUAUAUAGUCCUGAAAUUCCACCAACUUCAACAAUACAAGCAACAACACAAACAUUUGGAACAGAUAAUAAUGUGACAAAUUUUGAUGAUGAAUACUUUAUGUUUGAUCAUGAUCCACAUUCAAUUUAUUAUAAUAAUUCAGGAAUGAAUUUUAAAUCUACUACUACACCAUUGCAUUUAGAAAAUCCUGAACGUGAGACAAGAUGGUAUUUCAAAUAUUUUCUUGGCAAAUAUCAUCAACUACAUUGUGGUUACCUUACUGAACGUGAUCCAUUUUUACUGGCUGUUGUCAAAGAUGAUAUACAAACAUAUGGAAUUAGUCAAUAUCGUGCAAUUUUAUGGAGAAAAACAGGUAGUCAAAAAUUAUGUAUAUCUUAUAAUCCAACAAAUGCAUUGACCGCAAAAAAGGUAUUAAACUUUUUCGAUAUUCAUCGUGUAGAGAAAGGACCACGUGGAAUAUUGAAUUUUGAAGCACAAAAAGAUGCACUUACUUUAGAAGAACAAGAAGGUUCAGUAAAUUUUAAAUUUGGAGUACUUUAUUGCGUUGAAGGUCAAACAUCAGAUCAAGAAAUGUAUAACAACGAAAAAGGGAGUGAACAAUUUGAACGUUUUAUUGAUCUUCUCGGAGAAAGAAUUGGCUUGAAAUCUUGGGAUCGAUUUAAAGGAGGGCUAGAUACAAAAUCGAAUACAACAGGUAUUGAUUCAGUGUAUACAAUCUAUGAAGGUCAUGAAAUAAUGUUUCAUAUAUCUACUUUAUUGCCGUAUUCUACAGAGAAUCGACAACAGAUUGAACGAAAACGUCAUAUUGGGAAUGAUAUAGUCAACAUUAUAUUUGUUGAUGGAUGCCCACCUGGACAACAACCAUCAUGGACUCCAUCUAUGAUGAGAACUCAUUUUACUCAUAUAUUUGCUGUUGUAACAUACGAUAAUGAAGCCAAUGUUUACAGAUUGAAUAUAUUUGCUGAAGAAUCAGUUCCAUUUUUUGGACCACCACUUCAUAAUCCUCCAGAAUUUAAAAACUCACAGGAAUUUCGUGAAUUUCUUUUAGUGAAAUUAAUCAAUGGUGAAAAGGCUGCUUUUAGAUCCCCAGUAUUUGCACAAAAACGACAACGCACCUUAGAAAUGCUAUUGAAUGCAAUAUGUACUACUUAUACAAAUGAAGCAAAUAAUGGUGCAAUUUAUAGACGAUCAUUUAGUGAUGUUGUAGUAGAUUCUUUCAAUGGAGUAACAACUAGUAAAGAACAAAGUCGUAAUGAUGCACAUAUCAGAUAUGGACAAAUGUUGAAGUUGAAUACAAUAAUUAGAGGAGAUGCUCCAACCAGUUCCAUAACUAGUGGUCAAUCAAGAAAAAAUUUAUGGCAGCCUAAAUUAAUAUACAAAUGUACUCAAUCAGAGAUCAUAUGUGGAGAUGUAUGGGGUGAACAACUAAUUGUGACUACUGAACAAGGAACGUUUGGUUUUAAAGAUCGUGAACCGCCUGUUUUAUUAAUUGAUAAAAAUGUGGAAGUGAAACAAUUAGAAGUAGCCCAAUUUGAACUACUGAUUAUUCGUUAUGAUAAAGGUAGAGAAGGAAAAAUUGCAGUGAUACAAUUAAAUUGUUUAACAUUAACUAAACCAUUUGAUAGAUCACAAGUUAAAAAACUUAGUUUAGAGAAAACAAAAGGUGCUCAAUUAUUCGCUAUUAGUAAAAGUCCUAGUCAUCCAUUAAGAUUAGCAGCUGCUGUAAAUCGAAAAAUUGUAAUUUUUCAAUGGCAUUUAUUUACUGGUCGUUCUUUAUCUUCAUGGAAUCAAUUAGCACAACCAGAUCCUGUUGAAAAUUUUCAAAUAAUUAGAGAAGUUCAUAUGGUUGAUUCAAUACAAACUUUGAGUUUUGUUGAAGGUAUCCCCGGUGGGAAACUAUGUGUAGGAUAUAGAAAUCAAUUUAUUUUAUUAGAUGAACGAAGUAAAGAAACAACACAAUUAUUUCGUACUGAAGGUAGUCGAAAUCAAGUUGUUUCUGCAUUGGAAUUAUGGGCUGAUGAUGAACACGAACUGCUACUUUGCUUCACAAGAACAUGUCAUUUUCAAAAACUUUCCCUAAUUACACCUGGUAUUAGUAGUUGUCGUCAACCGAUCCCUACUAACAGCCCGAUUGAUUUAAACUUUAACUGGAGUAUGAAGUCAUCAAUGGAGAUAAAUACAAAUAAAUCAUCACCGGCAUUAUCUCAAGUACAAGGAUCUAGUUCAAUAGAUUCCCCAAGUUCAACAACAAGUGGAUCAUCAAUGGCUAGAAGUUGUUCUCCCGAACCAUCAUUCAAUUCCAUGAAUUUAAAUUUAACAUGUGAAGAAAAGGUGAAAACCAGUGAUUGUGAUUUUGCUUGGACAUUCGAACCACAACAAGUUGCUGUGUGCUUUCCAUACAUUUUCGGAUUUAACCCAUCUGCAAUUGAAAUACGUUUAUUAAUUAAUGGAAGCUUAGUGCAUACAAUGCUUGUAACUGAUUGUCGAUUGAUUACUGUUAAGGGUGACAUAUACUUUACAUCGACUUCAGAAACAUUGGAUUAUAAAACGAGUCCAACAAUCAAUAAUAAUGCCGUUACAAGUAAUACUAGUAAUGAUAACAAUACAAAACAAAAUGAGAUAAAGUCUGUAAUACAAGCAGUAGAUCACUUAAAUUUAGACGACAAUCACCAAACCAAUGUCAACUGAAAUGACAGUCACUGUGAAGUGGACGAGCACUCAGAUGGGGACAACCAAUUUAUUGUGUAAUACAAAAUUACAAAAUAUCUUCGUCAAGUAUGAGAACCAUACAUUAAAUGCUUGAUUUGCGAAUCUUCCAUCAAUCGUCCUUCACAUUCUGUAUAGUUCUUCCGAUUUAUCAUUCCUACUUGUUUAUAUUCCCGUUCUCUUCGAUUCGAUUUUGUCAACCUUCUGCUAUCAGGCAUUCAACUUCUGAUUAGUGUUACAUACUACUUAUGUUGACAGACGUAAGUAGCAUACACCACAUCUGUAAUUAUGCACUGAAGUAUCAAUAAUUCAAAUACUAAUGAAACUUUAACUCCACAACAGUUAGAUCUCAUUAUAUUACUUCAUGCUCACAUAAAAAACGUAUUAUUAUCUAGAUCUCUAGAGAAGUUUUAAAAGUAACUACAACCCUUAUAGUAGAUACCAAUGAUUUGUGUAACCUGACCAAACAGAAUAUGUUUUUAUGGAUAGUAAGAUUUUAAGUAGUACACUCUUGAAGAUGACUAUAACGAUUUAUAAAAGUACCAUGUAUCAUCGACACCUAGAGUUUAAUUUAUGAUACGCAAUCAGUUAAAUUUAAACUAAGUACUACUUAAUAAUCUAAAGGUGUAAAUAAUUUUCUCCUACCUAGAAUAGUUCUGAAUGUGAUACUGAAUGUCACAGGCAUUAACCCUUUCUCAAAAUUGUGGAAAAGCCAUGUUAGUUGGUGACAAUCACUCCCUUGACAAUUUCUCACAAUCACUUAAUGAUAUAUCUUAAACAGGAAAAUGCCUUCGACUAAUUUAAAAUUUAUAAGUAUAUCAAGUACAAUAACGCUCGAAACUUCUAAUAAAUUUAUAUCUUAUAUCUUUAGACAAUUGUUGAGGCGAUCCAGAAACCUUCUCGCAAUAGAAAUAACAAGCUCAGGAAACAUUAAGAAGCAUU